AUGUCUAGCGGUAUGACGAGCAUUGUAUCAAUCCUAAACAAUGACGACCACCCGUCGUUUGCAGUCCGGUCGAAUCCGAGACUCACCCGAACCAACACUUCGCCCUCGCAUUAUCCCCAGCAACAUCCUCAUCAGCUUCCUCCACCUAUAAGCGACCCUCAAUACGCCCGCCAUACUUCAUCCAAGUCACCUUCAGCAUCGCCACGAGGCACACGGCAUCUCUUCAACCCAGCAACAGAAUCAGGGCGGCCCACGUCACCGGGCUCUUCAGAUGGCUCCGCCUAUGACUAUCUCAGCAGUCAAGCCUCGUCUUCAGUAGCUUAUCACCCGUACGCCCGGCAGGACCUGCGACGGGAUCCCUUCCGCUACCCAUCUCGCGGGCCAGCCGCUCCACGAACACCGCCUGAGAUUCACGCAACGACAGCAACGGAUGCAAAGUCCCAGUCCGGCAACACUCGCGGGACGGGUCGUAAGAACAAGUACCCGUGUCCAUACGCCGCGAGCCAUGGCUGCUCGGCUACAUUCACGACAUCAGGCCACGCAGCUCGUCAUGGCAAGAAGCACACGGGCGAGAAGAGCGUUCACUGCCCUAUUUGCAACAAGGCAUUCACUCGCAAGGACAACAUGAAGCAACAUAUUCGCACCCACCGUACCCACUCUGACGAUAUGCGCUCUACACCUUCAGAGCCCGAUGCCGAGUCUCGAUGGGCCUUGGCUCGUCCUGAUUCGGGUUAUGCUGCUCAAGCUCAUAGUCGGACGGUGAGCCAGUCGACGGAUGCGAGUACGAUAAUGCCUCCCCCUAGCCAUGGAUCCCAUACACCUUCCUGA
Penicillium cataractarum is the source of this 828-nucleotide messenger RNA. RefSeq names its product C2H2-type zinc finger protein. The transcript has a single exon. Bases 1 to 828 code for a protein of 275 amino acids. Gene Ontology annotation, biological process: regulation of transcription by RNA polymerase II. The record is from RefSeq and is a predicted model, not a curated record. Gene Ontology annotation, molecular function: DNA-binding transcription factor activity; RNA polymerase II cis-regulatory region sequence-specific DNA binding. Lineage: Eukaryota; Fungi; Ascomycota; Eurotiomycetes; Eurotiales; Aspergillaceae.